AUGCUUGGUUUAGAAAUGGUUAGCUUCAAUGCUGAUGAUGGUUACCCAGAAGCCAUUAUCAGAUCACUAAGAAAGGGAUUCUUGAAGGAAGAAACUUACAACUAAUUGAAAGCCUGCAGCAACCUCAAUGAAUUCAAAUUGGUUCUCGAGGAUACUGAUUAUGGCUCCUAUAUUGUUAACGAGGCUAAUCCAAUUGAAAUUGUUGUUCUCAAAAAGAAAUGCAAGGAAAAGCUUAUGAGCGAAAUCACUCAUCUCAUUGGCCAAAGUACUCAACCAUUGACAGGGUUCUUACAAAUGAUGCUUCAUGGAUAUCAGAUUGAAAAUGUCGUCGGAGUUAUUGAGGGAGUUAAGAAUGAUCAACCACUUGAGCUUCUGUUAAAGGGUCUUGACCCUCUAGGUUACUUCCCUGAAUUGAAAAACAUCAGAACUGUUGAAGGUGAUGAUUACGCUACUCUCUAUCAAUAAGUCUUGGUCGAUCUUCCAAUUGGAAAUUACUUCAGAAAGUUCUUGGAGGUGUGCAUUGGAUCUAUCGGAAAUGAUGGCGCAAUUAAGAAGGACGCCAGAUUCAUCUCUGAUUUAAUGAAAGACUACAAGGCAGAGAAGAUCAAGAACAUGCUUAAGAAAAUCUGGAUCGGAGAGUUCCACAGAUAUUGUAUGCAACUACCAGACGUUAGCAGACAAGUUAUGGACGAUCUACUUAAGUUCGAGUCAGAUUGUAUGACCAUCCAAAUUAUUUUCAACUCAAUCGAUAUCAAGGGACUAUCUGAUGCAAGAGGUAGAGAGGGCGAGAGAAGAAAGUAUAUUAACAACUUAGGUAAAUUAUUUAUAAAUCUCAUUUCAAUUAUAGGUUAUUUAUACCCAGAUAGAGAUAGAGAGCUUACUGAGGCUGACAACUUUGAUAAGUUGAAGGAUGCUUGCAAAGGAUUCGAAUAUGAAAGAAUGCUUUAAUAGGUUUCAGACAUACCAUCAAGCAAAUAAGGUGGAGAUUUCGGUGGAAAAAAUGAUGGUGGUGCCAACCAAUACGCUUCAACUAUGUCAAUCGAUGAUGUUAUGUUCACUGAAAAAUCAAAGAGAUAUUCAAUGGCAUUUGAAAACCAGUUCCAUUAUGGUGUGUUCUAUGCCUAUCUUAAGCUUAGAGAGAUGGAAAUUAAGAAUAUCGUCUGGCUUGCUGAGCUUGUUUCAAUUGGUGUUCCAAGACAAAUGCCAGGAUGGUCAAAGUUCGUAGUUCCCUUCAAGUACCAUAAAGAAGAAGUUCAACAAAACUGA
This is a messenger RNA of Stylonychia lemnae, 1266 nucleotides long. The record is from the annotation of a GenBank genome assembly. Lineage: Eukaryota; Ciliophora; Spirotrichea; Sporadotrichida; Oxytrichidae.